AUGGAAAUAAGGGAAAACGCUGAAAUCAUUAAAUCCAAGCUAUUAAAUAUAGGAUUUGAUGAAUGAAAAAUAGACUUAACAUUGCAAUUUGCAAAUUCUUAUGAAGAAGCUCUUAAUUAUAUUCUUGAUGCAGACUGAGACAAUAUUAAUUUCGUUUCUACAAAUAUUUCAGAGACAAGACAAAAUGAGAUGCAAACAGACUAUGGGAAUUCUGCAACUAUUUCUAGUAGAGCAACUGUAAAUGAGGCACACAGAAAAUCAGGAAAUAUAAUAAAAGAGGAAUUAAUAAAACAAAAAAGGAGAUUUCAUCAAGCAGCACAAAAUUUAGGCAUCAGUGAAGCCACAUUUAAAGCAAAAAUUGAGAGUGUAGAGACUUUAGAAGAAUUGGAUAAAGCUGUUUUUGAGUUCAUAAAUCAGUGCAAGCUUAAAGAUAAAAUAUAUACAUAUGCUUUGGAAAUUGGUCUCAGUCAUAAAACAGCAAAAUGAGCAUCAGUAUUUUUUGACAAUUUAGAAAAUGCUAUGGAAUAUUUAAAUGAAUUAUGAGUAGACGAAAAAAAAUGUAAAGAGAAAAAUCAAAUCUAUUCCCAAGCACCAAAAAAUGAGUCCAAUAUUCCAUUUUUGUCAAGAGAAGAAGAGAAUAAGCUUAUCACUCCUGUUAAUUGAGCUGAUGAUGAAGCAGAUAUUAAUGGAGAUGAUGAAGAUUUUGAUGAGUAUCCCCGAAAAAUCUACAAAAUGUUUAGAGAUAUUGGCAUUGAAGAAGAAAAAUCUAGAGAAAUGCUAAGAGAAUGCACAAAUAUGAAAGAAGCUAAAGAAAUGGCAGAUGAAUAUACAAGAUUUAAAAAACAUAUGCCUUUUUUCUGUAUUUUUUUUUGAAAUUGAUAG
Molecule: messenger RNA, 882 nt
Organism: Blepharisma stoltei
Lineage: Eukaryota; Ciliophora; Heterotrichea; Heterotrichida; Blepharismidae
Source: the annotation of a GenBank genome assembly